Molecule: messenger RNA, 1062 nt
Organism: Mucor velutinosus
Lineage: Eukaryota; Fungi; Mucoromycota; Mucoromycetes; Mucorales; Mucoraceae
Exons: 3
Coding region: 1-1062 (353 amino acids)
Molecular function (GO): zinc ion binding
Source: RefSeq, a predicted model, not a curated record
AUGGACUCUUCUUCAAAUACCACUUGUUCUCAAUACGAUCAAAGACACAGUAGACCUAGCACAUCUAAAAAGGAAUCAUCGCAUACACGCCAUCAGUACAACAUGAAGCCUAUUCAUCAUCGACGAAAAAAAGAGUACGUUGAGCAACAAGAGGAGCAACCACCAUCUCAACAUACGGCAUCAUCAACAACAACACCACCACCACCACCACCACCAGCAGCAGAUCCUGAUCUAUCAGCUGACACACAUCGGUAUUUUGCAGAGGCCCGAUCCACACCGAUCAUGUAUUCGACUUGCUCACUGCACUCGUCUACAUCCACAUCCUCCGCUUCCUCAUUGGAAUACAACAAUGCUGGGGUAAAGAUGACCAACAGCAAUGGCCACCAAAAAGCAGAUGAUAAUCGGUCUUUAUGCUCUGCGCAUUCAUUCACAGCUGCACAACAGCAACAGAUGGAGUAUUUGAACAACCGACCUGGAUCUUCCAUGACAACCACGCAUAGCUCAACAAGGAAUCAAACCUUCUAUUUUGGCACACCGCUUCCACCACAAAAACAGCAGCCUUAUCAAUACCAUGAUCCCACAUGGUAUUGCGGCGAUGAAUCCAAUACGCCGCCAUGGCAAACACCUGUCACCCUCUCUCAAUCACAACAGCCAAGCGCCAGUGGUAGUAAAAGCGCAUUCCUCACAAGGAAAAAAGACAUGUUCCUACAGUCCAAUGCCAACCAUCGCCGUCGACUCAGUGAGGGCGGGACCAGCAUCAAAAGCGCUUUCAGUACGGGACGCCAAACCAUUAAAUCUUGGCGACAGAAAAGAAUCAACCUCAUGAUGAAACAACAUCAGUUGCCUGAUUUUGAGACAAAGGCAUUCUGUGAGGUUUGCGAAAAGUACAUUCAAACACGAAUAAGGUAUCGAAAUGGAUCCAUGGUGUGGCUCAUGUCAUUUAUUCUACUCCUAUGCACCGUUGUCUUAUUUUGGGUUCCAUUUUACGUCAAGUAUUUCAAAGAUGUUGCUCACUUUUGUCCUGGCUGCGGGAAGCAAUUAGGCGUAUCCUAUCGCUUGUAA